AUGAAUUACAAAAUUCAAUAAUAUAGUCCAUCACAAUUAUAUGAAAAUAAAGCCAGAUUAUUUGAAUCCCUAAUCAAAGAAUGGAACAAUAUGAAUAAUUAAGAAAAAGCAAAAUAUCGUGAAAAAGUCAAAUUUACAAAUGAAAUUGAAAAAGUAAAAUAAAACAAAGAUGAAUCUAUUCUUGAAACCUUAUAAGAAACUGCAAUUGAAAAAUAAGAAUAAAUUUCAUAAUAAAUAAUAAUCGAAAAAAGUUAAAGGCAAGAGAGUUCUGAAAAUUUAUCAGCAUAAUUAAUUAAAGAAAGAUGUAUAUAUAAAAUUAAUUUACCUAAGAAAAUAGCAAUAAGGUUAGAUUUUUUGAAGAAUAAAAACAAGAUUUUUUAAAUUCAUAUGAUAUAAUUUCAGAAAGAGAAACUAAUUCAUAAUAAUUUCCAAUUAAAAGUUAAACAUCUCCAAUUUAAGAAGUAAUACAAAAAGAAGAAGAAAAAAAAUAGAAUGAGAUUACUGAUAAUUUAGAUAAAAAUUAAAAUUACGAAAAUUCUAAUUUAGAAAAUGAAGAAUAUGAAAAACCAAUAAUUCGUUAAAGAAAAAAACCAGGUCCAAAACCAAAGGAUCGUUCAUUAAAAGGAAUAGUUGAAUAAAUUAAACCAAAAAAGAAUUCUGAUUAAAAGAAAGCAUUAAGCCCUUCAAAAUAAAUAUAGUUAGAAUAAUAAAAAAAUCCAAAAUAUUUCUUUAUUGAAUAAACACUUACAUUAAGAUAGCUUAAAGAUUAAGUUAAGAUUUUUUUAAAACAAAAUGAAUGA
Molecule: messenger RNA, 800 nt
Organism: Paramecium sonneborni
Lineage: Eukaryota; Ciliophora; Oligohymenophorea; Peniculida; Parameciidae
Source: the annotation of a GenBank genome assembly